AUUAGUAACGUGUUUCCACCGUCGAGGGUCUGCUGUCGCCGCGCACGGGCAGGAGAUUCUCAUCUGUGCGACAGCGCGGUCACGUCGCCGUAGCGCACAUCCCACGUCAACGGAAUGGAUAGAGCAGAGUCAAUUACUACAGCUGUAUCAACAUCCGAGGGCUCCUCUCACGGACCUGCGAUCCCACGGCUUCCUGUGGAGGUCUGUGAACGGAUCAUCGACUACGUGGCUGCGGGAUGGGAUACGGGUUAUCCUAUUGCAAAGGGCGAGCCACAUCUGACCACUCUCACAUCCUGCGCGCUCGUAUGCCAGGACUGGUACUUCCUGACGUGGUACCAUCUUCGUCAACGCAUCCAUCUACGAGACCGGACGGACGUCCUCUCGCUCUCCAAGACGCUCCGCGCAAAACCUCGCCUCCGUGAGGUCAUUCAACAGGUCGUCAUAUCGGGUGCUUCUCCCGGGAAGCGUCAAGCAAUCCCGCACCUGGGGACGUUUGCCGCUAUGCUCGCGGGCAAGGCUCCGAGGUUGUCGAGGAUCACCAUUGAAGAUGCUGAGUGGACCAUCGGCUCGGUCCGAAUGGAGGAUAUCGGCUUCCUAGGGGUGUUCAGCUACAUCGACACUCUAAACAUCUCCAAGGUCACCUUGUCGAGCGUCGCCCAGCUGUCCCACCUCGUUUCAGCACUCCCGCGGCUUAGGAAAUUAUGGUGCUUCGAGGUUGACUGCUUGCAGAAACAGCACGUCUCCCCGGCCUCUCUCCCCCUGAACUGUGCAAAUCUGGAGCAUCUCGACGUGCGAUGGGUUGCACCAGCAGUCGAAGACGUCUUUGUGCACAUCAGCCGGGCUUCUCGAGUGCGCAUUCUCGAACUUGGGGUGCCCAACGAGGUGAAUGCAUCCUCGGCAGCCAGCAGAAGCCAGACUAUGCUGGAUGCGAGUUCCACGUCUGCAGAAUUAGUUCAGCUCCAUAUUGCCCUCAGUUCUCCUGUUCGUGAUGAUGCAAUUGAUGCCACAGUCGAGCGACAUUGCAACCUGUCACACCACGACCACCUGCGGAGGUUGGAUAUCCACCUGUGGUACCCCUUUGCAGACUGGCUAUGGAUCCCGCACAUCCUGUCUCGCAUCGUCUCGAAACACUUCCAAGCUAUGGCCAUUGUGUUAUAUCUUCUGAUAGACCAGAUGGCCGAAGACCUGGACGGACUGCUGACGACAAUGGAGCAGGAUGAUGUCCUGGUGCGAUUGGACUAUACACUGCAGGAGAAGCGCUUCUCUGGUACUAUUGCGUCGCGUGGCUUCUGUAUAGGCAUUCACGACGAAGAAACCCUUUGGAUGUCUGGCACUGAGCUUAGUGGGAUGGGUUCAGCAAAACGAGAACGAUACGAUCGGUGGGACGAGCUCGUCAGGCGGAAGAUGCCACACUCGCAUGGACGAGGUAUAUUGAGGUAUGUAGUACUAUGGAGUUGGUCAAAUCGCGAAGGAAAGCUGAGAGUCCCUCGGAGCACUGUGCAUAACUUCCUAGAAUUCAUCAGCUGGAUCCAGGACAUGGAAGAGAUACAUCGUCAGAGUAUGCAAGCUGAACAGAAGAACACCGCUGGGGAGGAUGCGCACCCCCUAGCCAAAGGUCCUCAAGGCAGCACGGACUAACAUCCUUGCAACCCUUCAUCCUGGCUCGUAUCGUCGCAUGGAGUUCGUGAGUAGCCUUAGGACCAUCAUCGUGAGGCCUUUCUGCUAAUUUGUUGCGCGGUCC
Fomitopsis serialis is the source of this 1741-nucleotide messenger RNA. RefSeq lists its product as uncharacterized. The transcript is spliced from 3 exons. The coding region runs from base 115 to 1638 and encodes 507 amino acids. The record is from RefSeq and is a predicted model, not a curated record. Lineage: Eukaryota; Fungi; Basidiomycota; Agaricomycetes; Polyporales; Fomitopsidaceae.